Messenger RNA from Pistacia vera, 764 nucleotides. RefSeq names its product membrane steroid-binding protein 2-like. The record is from RefSeq and is a predicted model, not a curated record. Gene Ontology annotation, cellular component: endomembrane system; membrane. The transcript is spliced from 2 exons. NCBI's taxonomy places the organism in Eukaryota, Viridiplantae, Streptophyta, Magnoliopsida, Sapindales, Anacardiaceae. The coding region runs from base 109 to 675 and encodes 188 amino acids.
UCUCCCUCGCUGACCAGUAACAAUGGUUGGUAAGCUUCCUCCCAGUCUCAUUUCUUUAAAACACUCCACCAAACUCCAACACUACCCCAUCUCAUCCACUACUCAAUCAUGGCGCUUUACACCACCGUGAUGGACGCCGUCACCGCCUACACGGGGCUGUCUCCGGCGGCCUUCUUCACAAUCCUCGCUCUCAUGUGGGUCGUUUACAAAACUGUGUGCGGCAUGUUUGUCGACCCAGAAGAGUUAAACAACGCUAAGAAGCCCGCCGCUGCCGCCGCUGACGUGUCCCCUCCGGCUUUGGUGGCUCCAGCCGAACCGGUUCAGUUGGGUGAUGUCACUGAGGACGAGUUGAGAGCUUAUAAUGGGUCUGACCCAAGUAAGCCUCUUUUGAUGGCGAUUAAGGGGCAGAUCUAUGACGUUUCUGUUUCCAGGAUGUUUUAUGGACCUGGAGGGCCAUAUGCAAUGUUUGCGGGAAGGGAUGCCAGCAGAGCCUUGGCUCUUAUGUCUUUUGACCCUCAAGAUCUCACUGGAAACAUUGAAGGUCUUAGUGAAGACGAGCUUGAAGUUCUACAGGAUUGGGAGUACAAAUUCAUGGAAAAAUAUGUUAAGGUUGGCCAGCUUGUUUCAGAAAAAACACAGAAACACAAUGAAAAUGGUAAAGAGCAUGAUAGUUAAAAAUCAGGAAGUGAAAGAAUACAACUUUGUUUGCCUGUGUACUUUUGAAACUUAUAUAUUAUAGUUCACUCUUGUUUUCACUUGUAGAA